ACCAACGGAGGAAAUAACAGGUGCUCGAUCAGAACCAGCAGCCAUGCAUCACUGCCUGCUCCCCCUGUGCGUCCUGGGACUCCUCGCCCUCUCCUCCGCCUGCUACAUCCAGAACUGCCCGCGAGGAGGGAAGCGCGCGCUGCCGGAGGGAGGCAUCAGACAGUGCAUGUCCUGUGGCCCCGGAGACAGGGGCCGCUGCUUUGGCCCCAGCAUCUGCUGUGGAGAGGGUCUGGGCUGCCUCCUUGGCUCAGCAGCAUCAGCUCACUGUGAGGAGGAGAACUACCUGCUCACCCCCUGCCAGGCAGGAGGGAGGCCCUGUGGACCUGAGGGGGGGCGUUGUGCCUCCUCAGGACUCUGCUGUAACUCUGAGGGCUGCAUGGUGGACUCUGAUUGCCUUGGGGAGACCGAUGCCACGGAUCCAUCCCAGAGCUCUUCAAGGAACUCCCCAACAGAUCUGCUGCUUCGUCUCCUCCACGUGGCCAGCAGAGGACAGAGCGAUUACUGAUCCUACAGAUGGCAAGCUCCCCUACUUGCUCCUAAAGACCUGCAGCUAGAACAGAUAUAAGGCCUCAAUCUGUGAACUCUGAACCCAGUCAGUUUGUCCUGUCCUAAUCGUUUUUUCUGUGCUCUUCAACCCUGUUUUACAAAUUCAAACAUAUUUCAAACCCCUAGACAAAGAUAGUAUAAUACAAACAGCUAAUUUCUUCUUUACUGUCACUUUCAAAGGAACUGUACAUACAUGCACAUAAUGUACACAAUCAAGUCAAAGAAAACUGUAAAAUAAACAACGGAUCAUGAAGUAAACAGUCACUGCCUCACGUUUGCUUCAGUCAGUUUCUCCUGUUUAGCAGAAAUGUAUAUG
Cyprinodon variegatus (sheepshead minnow) is the source of this 862-nucleotide messenger RNA. It is a transcript of the gene avp, whose product is annotated as vasotocin-neurophysin VT 1-like. The transcript has 3 exons. Gene Ontology annotation, molecular function: neurohypophyseal hormone activity. The record is from RefSeq and is a predicted model, not a curated record. NCBI's taxonomy places the organism in Eukaryota, Metazoa, Chordata, Actinopteri, Cyprinodontiformes, Cyprinodontidae. Bases 44 to 505 code for a protein of 153 amino acids. Gene Ontology annotation, cellular component: secretory granule; extracellular region.